Messenger RNA from Striga asiatica, 1630 nucleotides. Lineage: Eukaryota; Viridiplantae; Streptophyta; Magnoliopsida; Lamiales; Orobanchaceae. The record is from the annotation of a GenBank genome assembly.
CCAGAAACUAGCCACGUCUACAUUUAUAACGUAGAAGCCCAUUCCCCGAGAAAAAAAUAGUUCUCCGCAAUCAAAUGAGCAAAUUUGACUCCACGAAAAAACCCCCCCAAUUCGGUUUAGUAGGGUUUUAGGACCAACCUUCAGGCCAGAAUUCAUGAGAAAUACCCAGCAUCGGAUACGCAAGCUAUACACAUAGCCUGUAUCUAUAGUUAGACAGAGAGAUGGACAAGCAAAUUCUGACCCUUGACAAAGGCACCCGAUGCACGGCUUGGAAUUAUAGUGGCCAGAGACUUAUUGCAGGCCUGGCUGACGGCUCCUUGGUCACAUAUGACUCUGCGGAUCCAGCUUCUUCCGUUUUUACUUGUACCUCCAGAUUUAAGAUGUGUGUGGUGUUUGGUGAAAGGGCUCGGGGCAUCGUGAAAGUUGUGUGGAUCCCACCGGAAUAUGGAGAUGCAGUUGCUUGCAUUAGUGCCGAUGGGAAUCUGUCUUUGUGGGAGGAGGUCUCGGAAGACGAUGCACUUUUUCCUAAUUGUGUUCUAGCUUGUUGUGGAUACUUUGUUGCUGCCUUUUGUGUUGAAGUGUUAAAGAGUAAAAUAACUUAUAUUUGUUCUGUUCAUCCAUUAGAAUCCAAGGGUUGUCACUGGAAGAUGUGCAAAUGCUUUGAUAAUGGUACUAGGCAGGUUCUUGAUGUUCAAUUCGGAGAUGGUCAGACAUGUCUGAAAUUGGUAGCUGCAUAUUCAGAUGGGCACAUAGAAAUCUAUGAGCUGCUAGAUAUGCUUGAACUGGAGAAAUGGCAACUUCAGGCUGAAUUUCAAAAUGUGAUUGAUUUGGUUUCCAAGUUUGGGAAUGUUUCCUGCCUGUCUGCAUCCAUAUCAUGGAGCCCUCAAAGAAGUGAAGCCAAACAAUCAAGCUUUGUGUUGGGCUUUGGAUCAAAUACUCCACCUCUAAAUUCUCCAAAGGUUUGGGAGUUUGAUCUGGAUCAUCAAAGAUGGCUUCCAGUUGCUGAGCUUUCUUUGCCUGAGGAUAAGGGUGAUCAAGUUUAUGCAGUUGCUUGGGCACCAAACAUUGGAAGGGAUUACGAACUUAUAGCUGUUGCCACUCAAAAAGGAAUAUCAAUUUGGCACCUGGGUUCAGAACCCGAUCAGGAUGGAAGGCUUUCGGUGCAGAGAGUUGCAUUGCUCUCUGGUCAUGACAGCGAGGUGUGGGAGAUGGAAUGGGACAUGAGUGGGAUGACAUUGGCUACCACCGGAAGUGAUGGGGUUGUUAGACUGUGGCAGUCGAACGUAAAUGGGGAGUGGCAUCAGCAAGCUGUUUUGACAACCACAACUCAUUAGUCCUCUCUUUGCCCUGAUUAUUACACUAUCCAUCUCGAGAUCCUACUGUCAAGAUUUGUAACAUUAGGAAUAUAAAAGGUAAAUCGAAGAAUAUGUUCCAGAAGUUUUGGAUAUCUCCGAAAGGAAAAGACCACCUUUGAGGAAAUCUUGUGAUCUUUUGUAGUGUAGAUUGGUUUUGGAGUGAGAUUUGUGAUAGCUUUGGCAUAUUAAACUCUAUUCAUUAGCAUAUUCCUUUUCUUUUUCUCCUCCAAUAUACAGAAUGUGUUCAAUCCCUCUCUCUCUCUCUCUCUCACACA